Molecule: messenger RNA, 6363 nt
Organism: Podarcis muralis (Common wall lizard)
Lineage: Eukaryota; Metazoa; Chordata; Lepidosauria; Squamata; Lacertidae
Source: RefSeq, a predicted model, not a curated record
CUCGUUGCGAAUCCGAAAGCUUGCCGCACUUUGAGAGAAGCAGCCCGAACCGAUCUCCACAUUCCGAGCCUCCCUUUCUUUUGCUCGUGCGGGCGUGUUGAAGCCCCGAUCGGUUCACUCCCCGCUUCCUCCUCGCCAUCCCUCCCUUUCACACGUUGCUUCGGCCCCGCAGACCCCUCCCUGGCCAUCUUCUCCUAAACUCCCACAAUCCUUUCUCCGAAAGCCAAUCGCACGGUGGUUGCUUGCGUACAUUCUGCCACAAACUCCGCCCUCUUCCCUCUUCACGCGACCAGCCUUUUUCGCGGAGGAUGCGGUGGCGCCGAGGCGAUCGUGCCCCACGGACGCGUUCCGAAGCCGCUGGAGGGCGAAGGUGGGAACACGUGUUGGUCUGCCAUUGUGCUGCAUGAGGUUGCCAGUGCGGACUCCUUGCUUCACUUAAGUUCUCAACGUCAAGAUUUCCAGGUCGUUAUAAGGUGCAGCAAAAGUAAAUAGGGCAGAGCCUGUGACAGGAUUGAGACUGGCUGGCACUGAGCGGCUGUCAUGAUCUCUGCAGCGCCUCUCUACAGCGGGGUACACAACUGGACUGGCGCUGAGCGGAUUCGCAUGUGUGGCCUCAGCGAAGAGAGGAGAGCCCCACUUUCUGAUGAAGAAUCCAACACCAGCAACUCCCAGCAUCUGGGCUCCCCUGACUUCUGCACUGGCAGCAGCUUUUCCAAGGUGGAGCUCACAGCAGUUUCGAGUAGCGGCGGCAGUGCCCAAGGAUUUGAGGCAGAGGGCAUCGUGGAGGAGGAACUCGGACCUACACUUAAGGAGCAGCCCUGCGAGCCAGACUGUGCUGAGAAGGCCUUGACGGGCAGCGAUGCCAACCCAGGCAAAGUUAGGGAGGGCGGACUCACAAGGCCAGAGAGCAGCAGCAGCCCGGACUGUGCACAGCCGUCUGCUAAAGAGGCGGCAGAGGUCUCCCCUGCUUGCCCAAAGGCUCUGGAGAGUGAGCAUCCAGCAAAGGAGAAGAGCACCCCAACUGCUGGCACAACCCUGACAGCUGCCGCCACGGCUGCCGCCGCCACGGCCACCAACAGCUGCAGCACUUUGACCUCUCCCCCAGCCACCUUCACCUUGAAAAGCGUCUGUUUCUCCACUUCUCAGGCCCCUGCUAUGCAAAAAAUGGCCCUCUCCUUCCCACCCGGAGCAGUCCUCACCCCCAGCCAGCCCCUGGUUUACCUCCCACCUCUUCCGAGCCCACUCGGGGUCCCGUCUGCCCUUGCCCUGCCUGUCAUACCCUCCUUCCCACAAGACCCCUGCCUUCCUAGCCUUCUCGCCCCCUCUGAGCUGCGCUCUUACCCAUAUGCCUUCUCCGUGGCCAGGCCUUUGGCCGCAGAUCCCAAAGUGGCGCCUGUGGAGACAAGCCAGCUGAACUGCCCUGCCCCGUCAGGGGAGAGCAGCGCCCUUGCAGUCACUGGGCCCUCCUCUGCUGUCGAAGGCUCGGACCUCUCGCCUAGCACGCCUGCCUCGGCAGCAGCAGGUGCCAGCACUGUCCCGCUGUCAGUCGCCGCCAGCGUGCUCACCAGGGCCCCGGCAGUCCCGGAACAGCUUCCCUCAGGCGUCCUGGCCUCCAUCUCCCCGCUGAAAUCCCCCCCACAGCUGGAGCGUGAGAUGGUCUCCCCGGAAUGCAGCGAGAUGCCCCUUGACCUUUCCGCCAAGUCAAACCGCCAGAAGCUGCCUCCUCCGAGCCAGCGCAAGACGCCCCCGAUGCCUGUGUUGACCCCGGUGCACACCAGCGGCAAAGCACUGCUCACCACGGUCUUCUCCAAGCCUCAGCGGGUGGCUCAGGCCAUUGGCGGCCCGGGCACCGCUUCACCCUUCGUCAUCUUCCCGGAGUUCCUCCGCAAUGGGGAGCAGGGCUCCUGGGUGAAGAACUCAACUGCCCUCAUCAGCACCAUCCCAGGCACCUACGUUGGGGUGGCCAACCCAGUCCCAGCUUCCGUGCUGCUGGGCAAGGAUUCCGGCCCCGGCCUUGGCAGGGACUCCCGCCAUCUCGCCAAGCAAGAGCUCAUUUCCAUUGUUGACCAGGGAGAGCCUCGCAGUGGUGGGCUGCCUCCCGGGAAGAAGAGUGGUGGAGAGGGGCCUCUUGACCCCGCACGGCAGCUCCUUCGUGGCCGGGGUGUCCCAGGGGCCCAGUUGCACCCUUCAAAGGAGCUGGCCAUUUGGAGCCCCAGCCAGGGAAGUGUUUACCCUCGGUGCUCAGUCAACGGGAAGCCUGCCAGCCCCCAGCUGCUGCCCGUGGGGUGGUCGCCUUAUCAUCAGGGCCCUCUGCUUUCCAUCGGCAUCUCGGCAGCCGGGCAGCUGUGCCCGAGUCAAGUUGCCCCUUGCAAACCAGCUGGCGCAGGCGAGCUGGCCACGUUCCCUGGUGUGCAGCCGAUAGAGUCCUCUGCUGUGGUCCAGAAGCCCCCGGAAGCUCCCUCUCAGGGCAAGGGUUGUAAGGCAGCCUUGCCGAACACAGCCAGCCCUUUGUGCAUCUCACCAGCUCUUCAGACCAGCCUCCCAGACGCAAGGGGCUCCGAGGGGCUCAUCCCAAAAUACGACUCCGACAGACUCGAGGCUGACUUGGCAGCAGAGGCCACCCCGCAGCCCAAAGCUCCCCCAGAGGGCUGCAGCCGCAAGCGCCCCGGGGACGCCAAGCCUAAAAACCAGGUCUUGACCGCCUACCUAUCUCACGGCCUUUCCUUAGCCAGCCAGCCAAGCGUGCGGACGACCUCUGAGACGCCUCUCCCAGGGAGCAAGCGCAAGGACCGGAAGUGCAGCAACGCAUCUCGGGAUCAGCCGGCGGCAGAAGUCACUCUCCGCAGUGUGCACCAGGUUGACCUCAGCCGCGUGAAGAAGGAACGGGUGGAGCCAGAGGUGCUGAUCACCUCCACCACUUGCCUGCACGCUGGGGCUGCCUCGAGAAGCCCUCCGAAAGCCAAGCUCAAGGGGGUGGCCCACAUCAAAGUGGAGGAGGGCUUCCCCUGCAAGUCCAAGCGGCAGCAUGACGGGCCAGACCGCCUGACCCACAAGAAGCAGAAGUGCAGGGGCAGUGAGGAAUCUCAGGCUCCCUGCAAAUCGGACAGCCAGAACCUGCACACCCGCAAGUGGCGGAAGUACCACAGCUCCCAUGAGGUCAGCAAGCAGGAGAGCCAGUCGGGCUCCACGAAGGAGCAUGGCAGCCCCCGUGCCAAGCGCAAGCGCCGGAAGGCGUCUCCAGGGCAUCAUGGGCACAGCUGCGAAGAAGCUUUUGUUGAGAAGAAAUCAAAGAACAGUUUCCGGGACUUCAUUCCUGUGGUGCUGAGCAGCCGGACACGCAGCCAGACAGGAAGCAUGGGAGGCUCUUCUGUUAACAUGUUGGAGGAGUGUGGCCAGGAGAUUCUACCGCCGGUGGAAGAGGAAGAAGAGAAUGUUGAGGGAGAGGAUGAGCUCACCCUGAGGCAUCGCAGGCUGAGAAAAUCCCACCGCCUCUCCCCGCACUCCAGCUGCAAAGACGGAGAGCGGUCGCGGUCAGAGAAGAGCAGUUUCCACUCGCGCAAGAGUCAGGGGAUGCAGUGGCAAGUGGACGCCACUCGGCAGCUGUGGAGCCGCAAGGAGGUGGAGGAGGAGAGCGGCCACAUCAAGAGGAAGAAAAGGAGGAGGCAGAAAAGCUGGAAGUACCAGACUGGAGAGUACUUGAUAGAGCGGGAGAAAGAGGAGCACACGAGCUGUUGCCAUAAGCGGCGGAAAAUGAAAGCAGACUUCAGGUACCGAAAGCACAAGGAUGCUGUGCCGAGCAAAGGCUCAGACCUGUGUUUGAGGAGCAGGCUUUCUCCAACCCUCCAAGGACGCCUGGACUUUCACAACGGAUUCCUCUUGGAUCACCCCGACUCGGCUCCCAUCCAGGAUGUGCUAGAGAAACCUUCUGGGAAACGCAAAUGCAAAACCAAACACCUCUCAGGCGUCUGUGAAGAGGGGAAGGCCAAGGCACGCCUGAGCCAGUCCAAGACACGCUCUCCAAAGAAAGCUCGGGAACCCUGCUUGUUGAACAAGUCCCGGCACCACAAAUCAGAAAGAUCCCCCGAGCCCCCCACAGCCCCGCCGGUGCCCCCUGAAGCUCGCCGACUGAUUGUGAACAAGAAUGCCGGGGAGACACUGCUGCAGAGAGCAGCCCGGCUUGGCUACAAGGAUGUGGUGAUGUACUGCCUGCAGAAGGAAAACAACGAUGUCAACCACAGGGACAACGCAGGCUACACAGCCCUGCACGAGGCCUGCGCUCGCGGCUGGGUGGACAUCCUGCAGCUCUUGCUGGAGCAUGGUGCAAACGUGAACUGCAGUGCACAGGAUGGCACCAGGCCUGUCCAUGACGCUGCAGCAAAUGACAACUUGGAGAUCAUGUGGCUCCUGCUGUCUUACGGUGCUGACCCAACCCUGGCUACAUAUUCGGGGCAGACUGCCCUGAAGCUGGCCAGCAGCGAAAACAUGAAAAAUUUCCUUAAUGAUUACCUCUUGGAUCUGCAGGGUCGAGCUGAAGGGGACCCCCAUACAGCCUGGGAUUUUUACAGCAGCACUAUAGUAGAGGGGAAAGAUAAAAUUGGCUGUGACCUUCUGCUCAACCCUCCCGGGAGCUCUGAUCAGGAGGAAGAUGAGCAGGACUCGGACCACCUCAUGUUUGAGUUCUCCGACAAGCCGCUGCUCCCCUGCUACAACCUGGAAGUGUCUGUCUCCCGGGGGCCCUGCAACUGGUUCUUCUUCUCGGACGUGCUGAAGCGGCUGAAGCUCUCGUCCCGCAUCUUUCAGGCCCGCUUCCCACACUUCGAGGUGACCACCCUGCCCAAGGUGGAGUUCCAGCGCCAGGUGUCGUUGAGCCAGGUGCUGGCCCCGGAAGAAAUCCAGGCGCACAUGGCGCCCCCCUUGGCUCUGGGCGCUGCAGAGACGGUGGAGCUGGUGCGCCACGAGCCAGAGCUGGCUCGGCUGCUGGGCUCAGAGGUGAUGUUGGAGGCCUGGAGCAGCUGACGGGGGGCUGGGCAUUCCCCUCUGUCAGCGUCGGACUGCACUGCGAGGCAAUAAUCUGGACCAAGGAGAGGUGGCCUUCUCGCGGGCAGGGCUUCUGUCUGCCUGGUCCUCCCUGACGAACUGCAACGGGUGCUCACCGCCUGCCCUCCUACCUUCCCACCCACCCCGGGGGUAGGAAGCUGCCGUCCCCUGUGCCCUGGACUCUGCACUCGUUCACCUGCUGCAGGGCCUCGGUGGUUCGGAAGCCUCUCCAUGGAACUGCAUCUCUUUCCCCACCCCCAAGCUCUACCAGAGUAUUUAUUUAAAUUAGUAUUUAAUUUGUGGUGUUCUUUUUCUUUUUUGUUCUUGCUAAGUCUGUAUCACUGUGAUUCGGGGGAGGGGGGGUGAGUGGAGAGACAGGGGACAACUUCCUGCAGCCACCAUCGCCUCUGGGAUUCCCCUGAGUGACUAAGCUGGGGGUUCCUUUCUCCUCUCCUCCACGAAAUAGCGAGAGGGAGGCUAUUGUUUCUUCUCUCUGUUUUAGAGACACCCAGCUAUAGUAGGAGCCAACCUUCAGCCUCCACAAUAAAAUAUUUGAGGAGCCAGGGCCCCCCAGAGUUGAGGAGCAUAACCAUUCAGAUGGUGUGCGGUCAUCAGGUCUUGUGAGCAGCUAAGCAAGGCGACACCUGUCCCCCCCCAGUACUUUAUUCAAGUUAGCACCCCUGGUUGGGUGCAUUUCUCUCCCUGCCCUUUUUAUCAUAUUAUUUUGUUUCUUAUGUCCAGCCAGCCACUUUUCGAAACAGAAUUAUUAUACAGCCAAAGGCACCUGUUGGUCUCAGCUAUUUUAUUUGCCCCCCACUCCCUCCUUAUAAUUUCAUCCUUGUUCAGUCAGUUCAGCUGGCAAGGCAGUGCGAUCUUCAAUGGGGUGGGGGCAGCACAGAGAGAGAGAGAGAGAGAUGAUCAUUUGGAGGGUAGGGGGUGGGGGGGUACAGUUUUAUUGUACAGGUGCUAACAAGGACUGGACAAUCUCUUAUUAUUUUGGCUCUUCCCCUGCUCUGGGGAGGCUGUUUUGGGUGGUGACAUUUUUGUUCUUUUGUGUUGUGUCCCCCCCCCUUCCCACUCGGGGAGCUGCAUUUCCUUGCACAGCCCCAAAAUCAGUUUUGCAAGCAGGCUGCCUCUACUGGCCCCCUUCCUUGGAAAAAGCAAACAGCGUUCCCUUCUCUCCGCCCCCAUCUCUCUUUUCCACCAAGGCUUUGGGCCUUUGGGGCGUGUGCUGCAGCUGCUGCUUUUUCUUCUUCUUCUUCUGAUUUGUUUUAAGCAACGCUUUGGUGUCAAAAACACUUAUGUACAGAAAAACCUGCAUCAGGG